Molecule: messenger RNA, 3123 nt
Organism: Cotesia glomerata
Lineage: Eukaryota; Metazoa; Arthropoda; Insecta; Hymenoptera; Braconidae
Product: prion-like-(Q/N-rich) domain-bearing protein 25
Exons: 8
Coding region: 652-2568 (638 amino acids)
Source: RefSeq, a predicted model, not a curated record
AGGUAUAAUAUUCUCAAAUUACCUCAAGACUCAUAAAGAUCAGCACCAAUAGUUUUUCUAAUAAUUUUUAAAAUUUAGUGGGAUUGGGCGAAACUUGUCAUUACAAUAACGAUUGUAGCCAAAUAUUGUGGCAUGCUCAUUGCUCCAGUGAGAAGAAAUGUACUUGCAGAUCAGACGCUAUCCAAGUCGGUCAAAGAUGUGAAGCGUUUAUAGGCGGGUUUUGCAUUUACAAUGAACAAUGCACUCCAGAAAACUCUAUUUGCUCGAACAAAAAGUGCAAAUGUAGCCACCGCUACCUAGCCGUGGCCCAUAACCUUUGCAUACGAACUACGUUAGGAGUUCCUUGCGCCAAUAACCCAUCUUGUUCAGGGAUAAAAAACGCUGUAUGCUCAAACAAUGUUUGCAGUUGUCGAUCGGGAACAAUGAAAGUUAGUUCAACCAUGUGUGGAAAAUUCUUGGAUAGCGUUUGCCGGCAAGAUGAUGACUGUGGUCCCGAGAAUUCUAUUUGUGUUGACAAUCAUUGCAAAUGUGAACCAAAUUUUUUCCGUGAAGGCAAUUUGCAGUGUAAUUCACGUAUGUUAAUUAUUUUUAUUGAUAUUCCGAGAUGAAAAUUGAAUUUUAAGAUGUUUUAUUGAUGCAGCUCAACUGAAAAUGCCUUGCAGCACAUACACUGACUGCAAUAGUUUGAUCAAGCACUCACUGUGUUCAGAAAAUAACAAAUGUGAAUGCUUUCCAACUUAUUUUCAAAUCAAUGAAACAGCGUGCGUGCCCUAUCAUGAGUCGUAUUGUUCAGACAGCGAUCCAUGCAAGCUUGAAAACUCGGUUUGCAUCAAUAAUUUGUGCCGAUGUGCUUCUCAUUAUAGUUACAUUGGGCUAAAAUGCGAGCCAACAUUUUUGGAUAAACCAUGUAAGCAACAUACUAAUGGAGACACCACAAGUUGUAAAUCAUUAUUAAAGGGAUCAUGCUUUAAAAACAGUGAUUGUUUUGUUGAAAAUAGUGUUUGCAUCAACAAUAAAUGUCAAUGUAAAAUCGACUAUGCAACUGACUUCAAUAAACGAUGUGUAUCAAAAUUAAAGACAACUUGCAAUGUUGACGAUGAAUGCAAAACACUCUACUUCCAAAAAUGCUCUAUCGAUAUGAAGAAUCUUUUUAAUUCCAGUUAUACCUUUAUGCAUAAUUUUAAAUGCAAGUUGCAAAUAGGAGACAAAUGUACGCUAGAUGAACAAUGUACUCCGAAACAUUCUCGCUGCAUUGAUAACUGGUGUCAAUGCAAGCCGAAAUUCAUGUCAUCAGAAGCUGGUAAUAAAUGUGUGUCAGUUUACUCAAAUAGAAAAUGUACAACUCAUGACGAUUGUGCUGACAUUCAGAACGGAAUGUGUUCGGAUGACAAUGUAUGUGUUUGUGAACUAGAUCAUGAGCAAACAGAUGAGAAUACAUGCUUACCAUUGUUGGGUCAAUAUUGUGAUAAACAGACAAAAUGUAUGACCGACAAUGCUAUUUGUUCCUAUAAUACAUGUGCAUGUGACACUUUAUUCACGCAACAAUCUAUUAACCGAUGCUUGCCAACUUACUUGAAACAACCUUGCAAGCUGCAAGAUGAUUGCAGACAAAUAAAGUACGCGGAAUGUUCCAAAGACAAUAAAUGUGUUUGUCGUUCAAAUUACAUCGAAUUAAACGCCGUGACAUGCGCACCAUUUUUAGGGGGAUACUGUGAAAGCGAUGAAGAAUGUUUUGUCAAUCAAACAAAAUGCAUCGAUAAUAAGUGUGCACAUGCUCCAAAUGUGAGACCUCGAACCAUCGAACAACAUCCACCUUCUUCGACACGUAAGUGUCAAGACGAUAAAGAUUGUCUUGUUGUAAAAAACACAAAAUGUCUUGCGAAUGGCGAAUGUGGCUGUAAGCUGAAUCACAUUUCAGUAAACCAGACACUAUGCUUGCCACUUUUGAAUGAAGAUUGUUCAAAUUCUACAUGUAUUGUCGAUAAUUCGUAUUGCAUUGAAGACCAGUGUCAAUGCGCGGAUCAUUUUGUUCAGCAUUUAAAUGACAAAUGUUUACCAACUUGGUUGAACGAGCCUUGCAAAAUUGACGCCGACUGCAAGGAAAUAAAAAAUGCAGUAUGCUCGAAGAAGAAAACGUGCGUUUGCAAAAAGUCAUUUAAUCAAUUCAGCUUGACGAGGUGUACAUCACUUACUGAAGAAUUUUGUACGUCAAACAAGGAUUGUCCAGUGGAGAAUUCAGCAUGCACUAAUAAUUUCUGUGAAUGCAAACCUGGCUUCGAACAAUUCUACAAUAAUCAAUGUAUACCACAGAUGGCGAUGUCUUCUUGUAGCGAUGAUCUGGAAUGUGGAGAACCCUGGCACGGAGAAUGCUCAAAUGAAAAAAAGUGUUCAUGCAAAGAAAACAGUGUGGCGAUCAAUAUUUCAACAUGUUAUCCGCUUCUAAAAGGUCUCUGCUGGCGCGACGAACAAUGUGUCACAAAAAAUUCUGUUUGUCUGGAUUAUCAUUGCUUCUGUGAAGUUGGCUACAUUCCCGUCGCCAAUAAUUUGUGCGUCAGAGUGAAUUUAUGAAAAUAAUUUCUUCUAUAGACAAAAUCAAUACCUUCAUGACCCACUGAGCUCUGCAGUUUUAACCCAUAAGAAAGCAUCUAUCGACAACAGCAAAUCCUCUUUUAUCUCUCGCUGACAUUAUUUUCUGAGGGUUCGAACUGCAUUAUCCAAAGCGAGAAGCUUUUUUAUCCACGUACGUUUACAGAGAAGACUUCUUAACGACAACUGAUGUCUUCAAGAUGACUUACCAUAUAAAUAACUAGAAUAAGUACUCACAAUAUUCAAUUUUUGAUAUUUAAGAAAGAAAUUCGAGAAAAUCUUACAUUUCAUGACCAGGCAUUAUAAUUUUUGUUGUACGAAAAUUUUUAUAACAUAUGGACCCGUGUAGAGAGGCUUACAGUAAGAGCGCCAUAAAACUAGACUUACCAUGUCAUUUGAAACUUUUUAUUUUUAUAAGAUCGAUGAGUUUAAGUGUAUUAUUUGUGAACUUAAUUUGUAAAUAGUAAUGAAAGUUUUUAAGUUAAAGAUCAAAUAAUCGAUUUAAUUGUUUUGUUAUUUAAAAUUGUCUGAAAUAAC